Drosophila miranda is the source of this 1277-nucleotide messenger RNA. RefSeq names its product transcription factor TBF1-like. NCBI's taxonomy places the organism in Eukaryota, Metazoa, Arthropoda, Insecta, Diptera, Drosophilidae. The record is from RefSeq and is a predicted model, not a curated record. The transcript is spliced from 2 exons. Bases 191 to 652 code for a protein of 153 amino acids.
AGCUUGAAAAAUUUUCCUAACUUCGUGUCCGUCACAAAUAUUCCUUCGACGUUUUUGGACGUGUGCUCAGUGGUUUAUUGAAAAUUAAUUAUUAAUUAAAUAAUUCUAAAGGUAAUAAUUAAAUCGAUCAAAUCGAAAGGAAGAAAACUUCCCAUUUUCACGAAAAGGUCGUAGUAAUACCGCAGCACCCAUGGAUAUGGAAGCCGGGCCUGAGCCGAGCUGCUCAAAGCGAAGCAACGGGAAUGAUCCAGCCGAUGAUAAGGAUAACGAGAUGAGCGUUAAGCGCAGCCGCCCCGACGAUUCGAAUGAAUCCUUGUCCCUGCCUGCCGCUCCGGUUGCUGGAGCACAGGACAGCGCAAUGGAUUACGAGAUGCAGGAGCAGCAGCAGGAGCAGCAGCAGGAGCAGCAGCAGGAGCAGCAGCAGGAGCAGCCGCAGGAGCAGCCGCAGGAGCAGCCGCAGGAGCAGCCGCAGGAGCAGCAGCAGCAGCAGGCUCCGUUUCCGCAGCAGGGUCCGUAUCCUCUGGGGCUGCCGUAUUUCAUUAUCCAUUGCCCAGUACAUCCGAAUCGCGUAUAUGUGUUUCACUGGGCUACACUUCGUCAUUUUGCCUACAAUAUGCCAUUUAAUGAUAAAUAUCAUGGACGUGACGACUAAACAUAUCCCCUCGAAAGAAAAACUGCCAGAAACAGGUGGAACAAUAAUAAAUCUACAAACCAAAAAGGGAGUAAAAAUAGCAAACGGGCAACGAUGAACUAUCAAUAAUAAAAUAUAUAAAUUUGUAUUUAUUCCACAAGGAAUUAUACCCAUUCAAGAAAAAACAAAAGAAUAGUAUUGUACCUCUACUUAAUAUGCAAACAUCAAUCAAUUCUUGACUAACUCCUGUUUCGCUGAAUGCUUUCAUCUUUCCAUACUUUCUCUUACCUAUACGACAAUUACUGGCGGAGGUAAUGAUCCAUUUAUCCCUAAAUAAUCCCUUUGAUGAUAUGUAUUGUAGCCAUCAUAUUGUGGGACUAUUAUUGCAAACCAAUGCGGAAGGCUGACCACAGAACGGAUCCCUUGGGAGACAAAGACAAAGACUUCAAAGACAACAAAGAUUCAUUCCCCCACAACACAAUGUUUCACAAUUUAAUUAAUUAAUUAAAUAUUUUCCAUAUAUUGCAAUGCUGUAAACUGGAUUAAUUGGAAAAUUUCCUCAAAGCAUAGACUAAGGUGCCUGCAAUCAUUUUAGCAAUCACCAAUGUCGCCUGGUGUAGCAUAACUACCACAUCUUUGGAUGCGA